ACAAAAAGCAAAAGGGAUUUGAUGGUGUUUGUGACGAACGUGUUUUUUCCUGUGCAAAACCCCCCGGAGUAUAAACAGCUGUUCAGAAGAGGUGGCUGCCCUCGGUGGCUGCUGGAUCCUCGUCUGGGCCCUCCUCGAUUAUCUGCUGAUUGGCUACCUUCUGCAGGCUGGAGAUACGAUGUACCAAACAGCACAAUUAUAUACAGCAGCACGAACGAAGCUCGAGAGCCCCCGCAUACAUUUCCGUUCAACCUGUUUCUCCCUCGCCGCAUGUCUUCUCGUUUCGCGCUGAUAAAGCGGGACUUCUUCUGCCAAAAUUCACAAAUUCAAAGCACUAUUCUGUUAGAGGGAGCAAAUGAAGCGGGACUUCUUUUUCGUGGUAUAGGCGAGAGAAACUUCUGGGCCGUUCUAUUGCAAAAAGGAGGAGGUAUUUAUUUGAUUCGCGUAAAGAACGGAGAAAAACAAAUCCUGGGCACUGUCGGGAACUUCAGAGUUCAAGGCGCAGAAGGAGAAGAACCCGUGCGAUACACGAGGCAACAGGAGAACAUGGAGGAGGCGAGGCCUAAGGGAUACGAAGAAUGUACGCAGUCCGAUCCCGAUCCCGAUCCCCCGAUCGCUCGAGAGCCCCCGCAUACAUUUCCGUUCAACCUGUUUCUCCCUCGCCGCAUGUCUUCUCGUUUCGCGCUGAUAAAGCGGGACUUCUUCUGCCAAAAUUCACAAAUUCAAAGCACUAUUCUGUUAGAGGGAGCAAAUGAAGCGGGACUUCUUUUUCGUGGUAUAGGCGAGAGAAACUUCUGGGCCGUUCUAUUGCAAAAAGGAGGAGGUAUUUAUUUGAUUCGCGUAAAGAACGGAGAAAAACAAAUCCUGGGCACUGUCGGGAACUUCAGAGUUCAAGGCGCAGAAGGAGAAGAACCCGUGCGAUACACGAGGCAACAGGAGAACAUGGAGGAGGCGAGGCCUAAGGGAUACGAAGAAUGUACGCAGUCCGAUCCCGAUCCCGAUCCCCCGAUCCCGAUCCCCCGAUCCCGAUCCCGAUCCCGAUCCUGA
This is a messenger RNA of Eimeria acervulina, 1047 nucleotides long. RefSeq lists its product as hypothetical. The record is from RefSeq and is a predicted model, not a curated record. The annotation marks the transcript as partial. NCBI's taxonomy places the organism in Eukaryota, Apicomplexa, Conoidasida, Eucoccidiorida, Eimeriidae. The transcript has 3 exons.